UUAAUAUUACACUACUCGUUUUCUCUCAAAACUCGACAUUAAUUAUCUGACAUCAAACAACCCAAGCUAUAACCUCAAGUCUCCUGUCCACACACAACAUGAGCUCAAACGACUCUUCAACAACCAGAACCCCUCCAUCCGAGUCACAGCUUCACCAAGCAUCUGCUCUCUCACCACAUCAACAGACUUUUACCCACUUCACCCGCCUCCCCCCAGAACUCCGCAACAAAAUCUGGCACCUCUCUCCCCCGGCCCCCACCUCAUCCACCUCACCACCCCCUCUCCACCCUCGCAUCAACAGUGGGGUUCGCUUGUCCUUCAGCAAAACAGCCUGUUUCCCCAUAUUUAAAUCAACCCACAUGCUUUCCAUCCGCCACGAAUCCCGCGCCAUCGCUCUCCCGCUCCACACCUUCGUCACGUACCUGCAUCCGCGGUAUCUUGUCCCUUUCUCCCGAGACGAAGAUAUAGUUGUCAUGGAUCUCUAGACCUUAAAGCCGUUC
Hyaloscypha bicolor E is the source of this 500-nucleotide messenger RNA. RefSeq lists its product as uncharacterized. Lineage: Eukaryota; Fungi; Ascomycota; Leotiomycetes; Helotiales; Hyaloscyphaceae. The transcript has a single exon. The record is from RefSeq and is a predicted model, not a curated record. Bases 99 to 485 code for a protein of 128 amino acids.